AUGAAGCCCGCUGUUCGUAGUGUUGAGACGCCUGCCCACUUCCCUCCAGAGCCCGUCACUGACGACCUCGUAGAGGACAUCGUUCGAGGAUUCUGCGCUGACACAUCCAAAGAAGCGAUCGAGGAAGUCGGCUGUGCUUCGUGCGGGAUUCUCUGCAAUCGCGCGUCGUCAAAGUCGGUCAAGGAUCGAAAACUUGACCUCUCGCUUCUCAUAGAACCCCACGCAACUCGACUGGAACGAGAUUCUCUCAGCCAGCCACUGAAGCGUGUCGACGGACCCGUCCUUGCGGAAGGAUGCGAUAGAAUAUGUGUAACGUGCUUCGACCAUCUAGUGAGUGGUAGAAGACCCCCAAUGUCUCUGGCGAACGGCUUAUGGAUCGGAGAGGUUCCGGACGUGCUUAAGGGUCUCUCAUACGCGGAGAUGCAGAUGAUAAGCAAGGUCCGCCACAAUCGUGCCGUUGUUCGCGUUCGAUCCGGCCGUGGCAAAAUGAUCGCUAAUGCAGUCAUGUUCUCGAGCCCUCUUCCCCAGGUACGCCGUGUUCUUCCCCCCCACCGGGAGGAGCUCAACGAAGUCGUAGCAUUCACAUUUUUGGGAUCCGCUCGCCCCACGCCUGAGGAGUUCAAUCGUACGCCAAUGCUCAUGAGACUGGAUGUCGUCGAGAAAGCGCUGCGUUGGCUGUGUCCAAACCAUCCGUCCUUUCAUGACGUGGAGAUAUCGCAGGAGAACAUAGAUAGUUACCGCGUAGAGAAUGCGCUUGUGUGGGAAUUCCGUCAGUUGGCGGACGAUGAUACGAUUCAAGAGGCUACCGCUACGAGUAUGGCCAACGAAGACGUUGACGCUCCAGACCAAGGGCGAUGCCCCUUCGUCGUUCAUGGACUGACA
Molecule: messenger RNA, 882 nt
Organism: Schizophyllum commune H4-8
Lineage: Eukaryota; Fungi; Basidiomycota; Agaricomycetes; Agaricales; Schizophyllaceae
Exons: 1
Source: RefSeq, a predicted model, not a curated record